UUUUAGACAAGAUCACCAAUUAUAAAAUGAAUGAGGAGAUAUCCCUAGAGGACAGUAUUCUUACUUGGGUUAACAGCUUCGACUGCAUCCAUUCUAAAGUGGCCAAUUUUGGUCAGCUUUGAGAGGGAUUUCAACUACUUGAGAUUCUCCAUACAGUUGAUUCCUCUCUAUGGAGCCUAAAGAACUCCUAUAAAAGGAACUUAAAGUCCAAAAGUUGAAAUUUUGAGACCCUAAAUACAAUAUUCAAAGGAGUACAGAGAUUUAAUGAAACAAAACUUGAAACUAAAGUUGCUGAUAACCUAAUCGACUUAAAGGCAUGAGCAGAGCUUACCUCAGUUAUAAACGGUAAGUUGAUACAAGAAAUACACAAGACUUCCUCCUCUUCCAAAGGGAUUGGGAUGCAUCUCCUCUACAGUGAGUCAUACAGCAGGAACGAACUCCUGAAAUUAUGAGAAAUGGUUGUUGACGUCACCGUAAAAUGCGACCACAAGGACAAGUUCAUUCACAAAAUCCUCCAACUUGAUGAAGCUACACAGAUGGGGCUGAUGAACUGUAUCCAAAACAAUGAGUUGUUGCUCAAACUCACUAAAGAACAAAGCUCCUUAGAUGAGAACAUUGUUAAGGAAAAGGACAACCCAGUCUUACAUUUCUUGAGCUUUAACAGCCAGUCUACUGAUUUAGCAUCUCAAAAUUGAAGCUUCUCCAAUAUUGAAAAGAUCAACCUGAACCUCAGCUUUAAUAGCCCAAACAGUUGAGUAAGCCAAUCAUUAUGCGAAGAAGAAGGAAAGUUAACAAUCGAAACUCCUGAGAAGCUCCAGAGCAGAGUCAAAGCUCUGGAGUAUCAUAAGAAAAUCUCAAAGAAGACUCAAAGCGAUCUCCUGACUCAAAUCAAAGAACAAAAUGACGUAAUUUCUACAUUAAAAUAAGGAAAAGAAGAGACUAGUCAGAGAGAAUGGGGCUCUAACUCCAGCCAAAAAGAAGCACUCUAGAAUGCCAAAGGAGGCCUUAGAGCUGAUCACAAACCUCGAGGCUGAGCUUGAUCGUGCAAAGACUGAAAUCAUCCAGCUCAAAGAUAAGAAUAGAGCUUCUGAGACCCUCUACUCUAAAUAUUUUGAUGAGAGUAGCGAGGAAGGCUACUUCUUGAAUGAUAGACUUGAUUCGCUCACAAGUGAGAACGAUAGCCUGAAGAGCAAACUUGUAGACCUCCAGACCAAGGCCAACCUGAGCGAGGCCUACAAAAUCAAAUUAGAAAAAAUCAUAGAAUAUAAAAAUAAAUAUGAAUCACUCCAAAGUGAGAACGAGGAUCUCAAAAAGGAGAUCUUCAAUUUUGAGCUACAAGCUAGCAAAGAGCGCUCCUUCCAAGAGAUUUAUGAGGACAAUAAGCAAGAACUUCUAUCAGCCAAGGCUGAGCUUCAUUCUUGUCAGAUAGAGCUGAAGACCUCAAGAGGGGAAAAUAUAGACUUACGUAAUGAGAUAACCAGACAGACCAAAAGUUAUAAAAAUCAAGAGUUGCGUAUCAAGCAGCUCGAAUAUGAGCUUAGCUUAGCUCAUAAAGAAUCUCUUCAGGAGCCUUCUAGAAGCGAAACACUUGCUGAAAACCUUAAGUAUGAAGCCAAAAUCAAAGCUCUUGAACAAGAAGUGAUUGAGCUCAGAAUUCAGAAUGAUGACUAUGCUAAUAGCCAACUCAUUAAGCUUGAAUUAGCCCUAGAUAAUCAAAAGAAAGAAACUGAGAAAACUCAAGCUGAGAAAGGAUAUUAUGAAGAAAGAUGAUCUCUACUCGAAACUCAAAAUUAUGAGCUUAAGAACAGAAUAAACUCAUUGAAAGAAGCAAAUCAAUCUACCAAGAUAAAGCUACUUCAGUAUACUUCUGCUACAGCGCAGGCUCAAGAACUCUCUCUAAGAUUAGCCUCGAUGACUACCAGACUUCAAAACCUCGAACAAGAGAAAGCAAAGUUACAGGCUUCUCUCAGUAUAGCGCCAACAUUGAAGGAUCAGUUACAGUCCUUCUUCGACGAAAACUUGAAAACCCUUAAUUCAGUAAAUCAGUUUUCAAAGCCUCAAAAUUCUUCGACCUCGCCUCUUUCUGGUGAGGAGCAAGUAAGGCUCUUGAAGAGCCAAGCCAAUAAGCUAAAGAAGGAGCUGCUUGUUUCUAAGAUGGAGAACAAGAUCUACAAGACUGUCUUCACAAUGGUAACCAAGCUCGAUUCGAACUCAUUCUUGCACAUCUGUGUGAGGUUCAUGAAGAUGUGAUAUGUCAUGUUUGUUAAAGUAUCCCUGGCUCAUCUCCAUUCAGGCAAGAAGAUAGCACUGAAAUAUUUGUACUCUGGUGCAAAGAAAUCCCAGUAGGAGAUCUUCAAACCUAAGAAUCAAAGAUGUUUCAACUCGGGUCAUAUUCGUGAGAAU
Moneuplotes crassus is the source of this 2403-nucleotide messenger RNA. Lineage: Eukaryota; Ciliophora; Spirotrichea; Euplotida; Euplotidae. The record is from the annotation of a GenBank genome assembly.